Molecule: messenger RNA, 3337 nt
Organism: Venturia canescens
Lineage: Eukaryota; Metazoa; Arthropoda; Insecta; Hymenoptera; Ichneumonidae
Gene: magu
Product: SPARC related modular calcium binding-like protein magu
Exons: 9
Coding region: 745-2430 (561 amino acids)
Molecular function (GO): protein binding; calcium ion binding
Source: RefSeq, a predicted model, not a curated record
UCGGUCUCGAGUAUCCGAGUCUCAGUCGCGUACCAGCGCUCGCCACGGGCGUACGAGAUUUAUCGAAUGCGCGAUCGGGACACGAUCUUCCGAGUGGGGAAAAACGAUCAUUCCAAAUAAAAGUACGACAGUCGGGCUCGCGCGCGCGCACCCCGCACCAAUAAUAUUUAUAUUUGGGCAAAGGCGUACACGUCCUUCGCGCUAUACGCUACGCGAUCCCGCCCGAGGCACUCCAAUUUUCCAAUCUCUCCGCCGCAUUUUUCUUUGCUCCGAAGAUGCGCGCCCGCGCGCGCACGAGCCACUUGGAAAAUGAAGAAUUUGGAAAAAUAUGAAAAGAAUGAGGCGAAACGUAGCGGAGAAUAACGGCCUCCGUCAUCCCCGAUCGUUUAUCCAUUAGAGUAGUGCUUCACCAGUUUUGUUCUCCCUCAGCCGAGACCGACUCGCUUGAUAAAACUCCUCGAAACGUGGAACCCAUCGAAAGCCGGAAGAACCUCGUCUCAUCGGAUAAGUGCAAAUUGAUCUGAGAAAGAUCUCGCGACAGAGCUCUUCUCGACCUCGUAAUAAUCGGCUCGUUGAGCGAGGAUGCCAGAUUUUACUUGGCCCGGUUUUAUUGCGCGGUGAACGAACCAGCACAGUGUCGAAAACAAACAACGAAACGUCGUCGCCGACGUCUCGGAGUAAACUCUCCAUCUCCUCGGAUACAUGCUCUCGUGAUAGACCCAACGUUCGACCAUUUAUUCCACCAUGACGAUUGUCAGAGUGGCCAUUCUCGCCCUCAUUCUUCGAGAUUUACAACACGUCGAAGCCUCGGUAGCCCUCAAUCCGGCAAAGGUCAGUCUCAUCCCGUUUCCUCCCUCGGAGGACUGCAGAAAGAGGAUAGCGGAAUGCACGAUGGCCGGGGCGGAGGCGAAUAAGCCAGUUUGCGGGAGCGACGGGGAGACGUAUCCGAGCCAGUGUCAGGUCGUUUCGAAGCAAUGCCAGGGCGAAUCUCUCCUCAUCAAACACUCGGGUCCAUGCCCCAAAACACCGGCGUGCUUCUCGGCCCGUUUGACCGCGCGACCGGGUGCCCGUCCAGUUUGCCGUCCCGACGGGACCUACGCGCCGGUUCAGUGUCACACCGAGACCGGAUACUGCUGGUGCGUGACGCCUCAAGGUCGGCCUCUUCCGGAUACAUCGGUGAAAAAUGAGAGACCAAAGUGCGGUGGCGAUCGAGUCGCGGUUGCAGCCGCUCCGGUCUCUGUGACGCCCGGUCAGAGAAGACGAGCCUCGCCCAAUUGGAAACAGCGACGACAAUACACCAAUCGUCACAGAAAUACGUGCGAUCGAGCUGAAAAAUCCAAAUUUAACGACAAUCUUAUAGAAAACUUCAAAAUUGAGUACAGACGAAUCAACGUUUCCUUCGAAGGCGAGAAGAAUGUGGAGCGAGUAUUGUCCUGGAAGUUUGUUACUCUCGACAAGAACGGGGACGGGCACCUCGACAGAGCCGAGUACAAGGAGCUGAGGAGACUCGCCAAGAAAGCAGUCAGACCGAAAAAAUGCGCCCGUACGUUUGCCCGUACGUGCGACCUCAAUCAGGAUCUCAAGUUGUCGCGCCAGGAAUGGGGUGCUUGUCUCGCCAACGAUUUUACCCAGGGCCGUCCGAGGGUGCCCGAGGCCCAGAGAACCAGGGCCACGGACCAAGUAUUGAAGGGUAAUUCUCCGCCGGUUCACGCGCGACCAACCUUCAACGAUGAUCCUCCGGACACGAAGGAGGAGAUCGACGCGAACGAUUGCCUAACGGACAGAAGAUCCGUGAUGGAGGACGAGCGACAAAAUUCGCAGGAAAAAUUUUACAUGCCCCAUUGUACGCCCGACGGACGAUAUCACAAAGUUCAGUGUUACUCGGGCUAUUGCUGGUGCGUUUAUCAAGACACGGGUAAACCGAUUCCCGGCACCUCCUCCAAGGAUCGCACGCCAAACUGCAACCCGGCCCCGCUGCCGAGCCGUCCCAUGAAAGGGUGCCCGGAGAUAAAGAAGCAACUGUUCCUACGCGACCUCAUGGACCUUUUGGAGAAAAAGAUGAAGUCGUCGUCGGGUACGAGCAGUUCGUCCGAGGCCACGGACGAGAAGUGGAUCGUUUCGAAGGAAGAACGAGUUGCGACAUGGCACUUCGUUAUGCUCGAUAAAAACAAGAAUAAAGUACUCGAACGCAAGGAGUGGAAGAGUUUUCGUUCGAUGGUCGCGAACAAUCGUCAGCUCCGAAGAUGCGGUAAAAAAUUGCCUCGGUACUGCGACAUCAAUAACGACCGGAGAAUCAGCAUGACCGAAUGGCUGAAUUGCCUCAAUGCUCAACGACCUGCCCCAGCUGACAGCUUGGAGAAAAGCUCGACCACCAAACCUCGAAGAAUGGGACCGAAUCCGCUGGAUACGUUUCUCAACGGUGACGAUUAGUCUUAUACGCCCGUCUCUGCCUGUCUACCACCAACCUCACAACAUUUAACACGAUAAAUAACUCUUCUUUCCGGCCUCUCGCCAUCUCACUGGCACGGCGUUGCGUAUCCUUCCUCCGUCGCUUUCGCCCCGACGUCAGAUUCCGCCUACUUCCGAAUUCCUCCUUCGUAUUUUUCGUACAGUGAUCAAAUUUAGCGCGUACGUUACGUAUUUUAUAGUUUUCAAUGUUUUUUUUUAUUUUUAUUUUUUUUAUUUCUUUUUUUUUUUUUAAUUUUUUUUAUUGUUAACCGUCGGCAACGAACAAAACUGUACCAGAGUAUUAUUAUUAUGCGGGUGGUCUGUGUGUAGUAUCUUUGUAAUAUAUUUAUGUGAAUAUAACACGAACGGUGCUCGCGAUCGUGCCUCGUCGCCGUAACGUCGAGCUUUCCGAGAAAAAGUGAUCAAUCAUCAGGCACUACCGAGAUUAACGAUUCGACCUUUGUUCGAGCUUAUAUUUGCGUCUUGUAUGCUGGACCAAUUAAUACGAUAUUGUAGAAAACGAAUAUCUUAGUAACGAUAAUUUGCAUCGACCACUAGGCAAAGUGCUACCUCGUCGUCAGGCAGGCGGACCCCGCAUUGUUCGAGUAUAUCUUGUACCCGAACAACGGGGGGUCCAACUGCCAGGUGACAUUGCCGAGACGCUGCCGACCUCUAAACCGUUUCCGGAAUACGAUUUAUCUCGUUUAUCGAGCCACUUUGUUCGGGUGAACACUUUUUUUCGGUUGGAGACUAUAAAACGUUGACCAUCGAUUAAACCGAUCAAUGCGGGUACUCGUCCAAUUAUUAAUCACAGUGGUGUCUUGUUCCGUCGCUCUUUUCGACGCCUCUCACUAUGUACAAGUGCAAUAAAUGUAUUUUAUUACAAAUA